Molecule: messenger RNA, 989 nt
Organism: Onychostoma macrolepis
Lineage: Eukaryota; Metazoa; Chordata; Actinopteri; Cypriniformes; Cyprinidae
Product: C-C chemokine receptor type 4
Exons: 2
Coding region: 599-958 (119 amino acids)
Biological process (GO): immune response; G protein-coupled receptor signaling pathway
Cellular component (GO): membrane
Molecular function (GO): G protein-coupled receptor activity
Source: RefSeq, a predicted model, not a curated record
AGAAAAUAUGUUGGAUCCAUAUUUAUUUGUAUGUAUGUAUUUAUUUAUUUAACAAUAUUCCUAAAAUUAGUUUUCUUUAAGGAUGGUGCCAUCACACACACAGUAUUUUAUUGGUAAAAGGCCAAUUGGAUGAAAGCAAGCUAUUUCUCUCAUUUUCAGUAUGUAUUAGUAGUAACUAAACACAUCAGAAAAACAAAAUAACCUCUGCAUUUAAGGUGUGUGUGUGUGUGAGGCAGAGUGAUAUGCUGUUUUCCUGCUCCUCCCAAUGCUCAGCGAAGCAUAUUUCCUCUCUUACUGUUGAUAAAGGUCUACUCAAAAAAAAAAAAAAAAAAAAAAAAAUUGCUUUUACGCAGCAGGCUCCUCUGAUUCAUUGCCUUAGAAUCAGAAGAACAGGGGGGUGUUCACUGCUUGCUAAUAUUUUCCAGGCUUUGUUUUGUUUCCUGGAGACUUACUUUCCAGAAGAAUUAAAUGAAAAAAGCUUAAGGGCAAGUGUCCUGGAAUGUCAUACUGAUGGAGAAGUGCAUUCUUAAGUAAAAGGGAACCGAUUCUCUCUCAGUAACAAAAAUCUGCAACAAAGACUCGGAGCUGAUUCCAAACCAUGGAUGUUUUAAGCCCAGAGGACAACAGCUAUGAGGACUAUUAUAAUGCAGAAGGACUUGAGGAAUUUGGGCUCUGCAAGAAGACGCAUGUAAAGGAAUUCAGCCAUGUGUUUCUACCUGUGUUCUACUCCAUUACCUGUGCAUUGAGCAUUAUUGUCAAUUUUACCCUUCUAACAUUGUUCAUCAAAUACAAAACUCUGAGGAAGGUUUUGCCUCUGCACAUGGUCAUAUCGGAUAUUCUUUUCACACUGAGCCUUCCCUUCUGGGCAGUGUAUGCCAGCAGCGAGUGGAUCUUUGGUGAUCAAAGCUGUAAGGCAAUCUCAUUGGUUUACAUGACAUUACCAUGUCUACAUCUGUGAUCAGAAAAACGACAAACAACAAGCACUACUC